GUGGCGCAGCGAGCAUGUUGAGGGCCGGCGCCGCUGCCGACGGUGGACGGCGCGCGGUCUCCCCGCACCAAAAUCACCUCCACUGACCGACACCACAUGGCGUCGGCGCCCGCAAACGCAUCCUCCGCGAACGAGUCCAGCGGCGGCGGCGACGACGAAGGCCCGCCGUACGGGCCGGCGGCCAGCGUCGCCAUCGCCCUGGUGUUGCUGUGCGUCAUCGUCGGCACCAUCGUCGGCAACAUCCUGGUGUGCGUGGCCGUGUGUCUGGUUCGCAAACUCCGCAGGCCGUGCAACUACCUGCUCGUGUCGCUGGCCGUCUCCGACCUGUGCGUCGCCAUUCUAGUCAUGCCCGUCGCGUUGUUGUACGAGAUCCUGGGCCACUGGAGCUUCGGCCCGGUCAUCUGCGACCUCUGGGUGUCGUUUGACGUGCUCUCCUGCACGGCCAGCAUCCUCAACCUAUGCAUGAUCAGCGUAGACCGGUACUACGCCAUCACCAAACCGCUCGAGUACGGCGUCAAACGCACGCCCAAACGGAUGAUCGUGUGCGUGAGUCUGGUGUGGCUGGGCGCAGCGUGCAUCAGCCUGCCGCCGCUGCUCAUCCUGGGCAACGAGCACGGCAAGGACGGCAACGCGUGUUCCGUGUGCCAGAACUUUGGCUACCAGAUCUACGCCACGCUCGGUUCCUUCUACAUCCCUUUGACCGUCAUGAUCGUGGUUUAUCACAAAAUCUUCCAGGCGGCCAGGAAGAUCGUGUUGGAAGAGCGCAGGGCCCAGUCGCACCUGAGACUGACCCACGCCGAAGAUCCGGCCCCUCCGGUCCUUUUGGUGAGCAACAAGAACGGCACCGAGACCAAACUGUGGCCUGAGAAGUCGGGCCAGGCCCAACCAGUCAUGUCGAAGUCGCGGCUGCGGUUCACGCUGGCCAAGGAGCGCAAGGCCAGCACCACCCUGGGCAUCAUCAUGAGCGCCUUCACCGUGUGCUGGCUGCCGUUCUUCGUGCUGGCGCUGGUGCGGCCGUUCCUGCCCAACCAGGACGGCAUUCCGAGCUCUCUGUCCAGCCUGUUCCUGUGGCUGGGCUACGCCAACAGCCUCCUCAACCCCAUCAUCUACGCGACGCUGAACAAAGACUUUCGCAAACCCUUCCAGCAGAUCCUCUACUUCCGCUGCAGCUCGCUCAACCUGAUGAUGCGCGAGGAGUUCUACCACUCGCAGUACGGCGACCCGACGGCCAACGUCACCGUCGGCGGCCACACCACGCGCCACCACGCCAACAACGACUACUACUGCCCCUCCGAGUCGCUGGCCGUCCGAGAGACGAGCGGCCACCAGCAGUCGCCCACCGAGGUCAACGGAGACAGCAACGGCGGCGCCGCCGCCGCCGCAGAGACCGCGACGGCGCCGCGCGACGACGAGUCCUUCCUCUAAUUCCACCAGUGUGCGAAUUUCAAAGACUGAUUAUCUUUAGUGUGCGCCCCGAGCAGCCGUGUGCGAGUGUCCAGACUAUCUUCGUUGGUGACAGUUCCGUGCGUCCGAUGGACACACGCGCCGGCAGCUCCGUCUCUCUCUUCUCUCACUCUUUCUCUCGUCGCAGAUUUGUGUUAAAUGUCGUUGGCCUCCCACUGGAAAUAGGUUUUGUAUAAUAUAAUUAUGUAUGUGUUAUGGAUGAAGAUGUUUACUGAGACGACGUGUUCCUUUUCCUAUCGCUGAACGUGCACCAACUACUGCAUCUAAAACAAAAUACACAGAUAUAAUCGCGAUUUCUCAAUAGUACGACGAAAAGGCUCCAGCUUGUCAUUCAAAGAGGCAACAAAUAAAUCAGGUAUUAUAAAACUAACUGAAAUUUUUAAGCUCAAAAUUAUCUCACAUUCACACUGAAAAUCUGAUUAAAUUUAAAAUUCUGUCAACAUUUCACACAGAUAAUUUACUCAAAAUCAGUUAAAUCUUAAAUUAUUAAGUUUUUAGAGGCGAGAUUUAGAUUGAAAUUAAAAUUUUAAAUAUAUUUAUUUAUUAUUUUUUCCCUUUAUACAGGCCAGAAUAACUACAAAUUUUAAUCCCAGAACAAAAAUAAACCCAUACUGUAAUAAUCGAUAAUUCGUUUCCUUUUUACUAAAAAGUUAAUCUCCAAGGUUUCGUUCCAAUUGAACAAAAUGUAUGCAGAGAAAAAUUCCAAUUCCGGCUCAUGUUGCCGUGAGUUUAUCUAUUGCUCCAGCUCGUUUGCAAUUUCACGCCGCGCGCUAGAUGAAAAGCUCGGUCGGCCCGCGCCUCAUAAUUAUUUUUUCCACCAGCCUCGCGGCUACGAUAGCAAAAGAGGAAAAACCUUGGCAGUUGUGAAACGCGGUUGUGCAUUUACUUUUGACUCGCGAGAUGCAAUUUCCCGUCCGUCCGUCUGCAGAGACGCGAUCACUUUCAAUUGGAUAAUCAUCUGAGGGAUGAUGAGCGCGGCCGUGAUGCAUUAGACGUGCAAUUACUCCCUUUUUCGGUGCGACGCGAAUGACCUAGUAAAACGGGGAUAGGCAACCGCGCGUCGGCAAUAAAUCAAUGCGCAGACCGGCAAAGAGAUUUUUCUCUCUCGAUUUGAUCCGAUGAAAAGAAACCGAUGUCGAGAUUUUCCUCAAUGAAAUCGUUCCUUUUUGCUGCCAUGAAGAAAACCUGUGGCACUCGGAGAAUAUUAAAAAUAUUUAUUAUAGGAGAUUGAUAGCUGAUUAAAUUGAAUUAUGAAAAAAAUCAGAAGACCACAGUUGAUAAUAAUUGCCAUUUAAUUUAUUUUAAAUUGGAAAUCUGCAUUUAAUUAAAAGUUUGGAGGAGGAAAUUUAAUUGUGGUUCCAUUAAUACGUCUCACAAAUUUUAGUUUUCAUUAUAUUUCACGUUCAUAAAAUUAUUUUUCAUCCAUAUUGUUUAAAUUUCAAAUUAUAUUUCAAAUUUCCUUAUAAUCAUCUUUUUUUAAACAUUUCAGUACCAAAAAUUUCAUUGAAAAAUACUAUGCUUUUUCAAAACAAACUUGUAAAUUCUUUCAUUGAAAUGAGAAGCGUUCUGUGUUUGCGGCUUCCUCUCAUAAAUAUUUUAAAAGUUUUCAACUCCCGGACGUGUCCAAUUUUAAAAACCCUUUGAAAAAGAUCUCAUUAAAAAAGUGGCGAAUCAUCAAAUAAUAAAAUUUUAAGUGCUGUUGAAAAUCGAAGUUAACUUUACAAACGUUUUCCAAAUUACGUGCCACAUGUGGCAACGAGAGUUAAAAAAUUUCCACGGCUACCGCAAAUGGAAUUAUAAUGACCGCUAGUUUCCAGAAACGUCCGGUCGUUGUGGGUCGCAGCUGCCGUGCGAGAUCAUUAUAAUGCACGGAAAAAUCACCUCGCGCCAUUGUACAUACGGCGGCGCGAAAAAUGAAACACAUUGCACAGAUUUUAUUCCUUUACGACCCAAUUUCAC
Molecule: messenger RNA, 3423 nt
Organism: Neocloeon triangulifer
Lineage: Eukaryota; Metazoa; Arthropoda; Insecta; Ephemeroptera; Baetidae
Product: 5-hydroxytryptamine receptor 1-like
Exons: 1
Coding region: 97-1425 (442 amino acids)
Biological process (GO): adenylate cyclase-activating adrenergic receptor signaling pathway
Cellular component (GO): membrane
Molecular function (GO): G protein-coupled amine receptor activity
Source: RefSeq, a predicted model, not a curated record